AUGCCUGUGAUGAAGGGCCUCCUUGCUCCACAAAACACCUUCUUGGACACCAUCGCAAACCACUUCGACGGCACUCACAGUAACUUCCUACUGGGGAAUGCUCAGGGUCGUCAUGGUCACCCCAUCGUGUACUGCUCUGACGGGUUUUGUGAGCUGACCGGCUUUGUUCGGACUGAGGUGAUGCAGAAAACUUGCACCUGCCGCUUCCUUCAUGGAGCAGAGACCAAUGAGAGUGUGAUCCAACAGGUAGAUAAAGCUCUGGAGGGCCAGCAGGAGUACCAGGGAGAGGUCUGCUUCUAUAGGAAAAACGGAAAUCAAUUUUGGUGCCUCCUGGAUAUUGUGCCAAUUAAAAAUGAGAAAGGUGAGAUGGUGCUGUUCCUCUUAUCCUUCAAAGAUGUCAGUGAAUCCUACGGGAAAAGACAUCACUACAGCCAAGGAGACGGUGAGGCCACAGGUAUGUCAGAGGAAGCUCAGCAGAGUAGGAAAAGCAAUCGAUCGCACUUUUCCCAAGCUCGAGAGAGGGGGAGGACUAUUCUGCAGCACCUUACCAACCUGUUCUCUAAGAGGGGCAAUAGGAAACUGACCAAAAGUGUGUUUCAGAAACCGUCUCUGCCCGAGUACAAGGUGGCAGCUGUGAAGAAGUCCCGUUUCAUCCUGCUGCACUACAGCGUGUCCAAGGCCUUGUGGGACUGGCUCAUUCUGCUGGCCACCUUCUACGUGGCUGUGGCUGUGCCUUACGACAUCUGCUUUGUGAGCCACGAUGAGGGCAGCGACUACCACUCGCUUGUCAGCCGCAGCACUAUGGGCAGUGACAUAGCAGUGGAGAUGCUCUUUAUUCUUGACAUAAUCCUAAAUUUUCGUACAACCUAUGUGAGUCAGUCAGGUCAGGUAGUGUACGACGCCCGCUCCAUCUUCCUCCAUUACUGCACCACUUGGUUCUUUGUGGAUCUGAUCGCGGCGUUGCCCUUUGACCUUCUCUAUGCUUUCAACAUCACAGUGACCUCGCUGGUGCACUUGUUGAAGACGGUUCGUCUGCUGCGUCUGCUGCGCCUGUUACAGAAGCUGGAUCGCUACUCCCAGUACAGCGCUGUGGUCCUGACCCUGCUCAUGUCUGUGUUUGCUCUGCUGGCUCACUGGAUGGCUUGUGUCUGGUACAUCAUCGGACGUAAGGAGAUAGAAAGCAGUAACCCUGUGACCUGGGAAAUAGGCUGGCUUCAGGAGUUGGGAAAGCGUUUGGAGACACCAUACAUCAACCGCACCGUGGGUGGUCCCUCUAUCCCUAGCGCCUACAUCGCCUCUCUCUACUUCACCCUGAGUAGCCUCACCAGCGUCGGAUUUGGCAACGUGUGUGCCAAUACGGAUGCUGAGAAGAUCUUCUCCAUCUGCAUUAUGCUCAUGGGUGCCCUGAUGCAUGCAGUGGUCUUCGGCAAUGUGACAGCCAUCAUCCAGCGCAUGUACUCACGGCGCUCUCUCUACCACACCCGAAUGAAAGAUCUCAAGGACUUCAACCGUGUGCAUCGGCUGCCUCAACUGCUGAAGCAGAGGAUGCUGGAGUACUUUCAGGCAACUUGGUCCGUCAACAAUGGCAUCAAUGCCAAUGAGCUGCUGCAUGACUUCCCAGAUGAGCUGCGAGCUGACAUUGCCAUGCAUCUGAACAAGGACAUCCUGCAGCUGCCUGUGUUUGAGCGAGCCAGCAGAGGGUGCUUGCGCUCCCUCUCCCUGCACGUCAAGACUUCUUUCUGUGCACCUGGGGAAUACCUUAUACGCCAUGGAGAUGCCCUGCAAGCUAAUUAUUUUGUCUGUUCUGGCUCCCUGGAGGUUCUGAAAGAUGGCAUGGUUCUGGCCAUUCUGGGAAAAGGUGAUCUCAUUGGCGCUGACCUGCCGGAUCUUGACCAGGUGAUCAAGACCAAUGCAGACGUGAAGGCGCUGACCUACUGCGACCUCCAGUACAUCAGUGUUAAGGCUUUGUGGGAAGUCCUCCGGCUCUAUCCGGAGUACGGCAGCCGGUUCAGCUCUGACAUCAACCACAACCUCACCUACAACCUGAGAGAGGGCAGUGAAGCUGACGGAGUAACGAAGCUUGCAUGGUCUUCAAGGCUUUCUCAGGGUCAUACUUCUAUGGACCAUAAGCUGCCCUAUAUCGUUGAGGCAGAUGAUGGUGAACGUGGUGAAGACGUGAGACACCAUCAGCAGAGGAAAGUGCCUCUGUUACAUGGAGUGGGCAGCCCUGUGCAUCAGCCCUGCCUCAGCACCAUGUUAGGAGAGGAGCUCCACCACAUCAGUGCACUCCGCAACUGUGGGUCCCCUGUUCAGGGCGGUAGAAGCCACAGCCCCUUUCAUCUGUCAUUCACCAAUCAGGAGCUCUCUCCUUCUCCUGUGCCCAGUCUAAGCAGCGACCAGACCAUGAACCAGCGGCCCGCCAAUCUACUAAUGCCAUCCUUGAAUUGUCUUAGCCCACCUAGCCUUAGCCCCAGGGUCGUGGAUGGAAUUGAGGACAAUGGUCAUGCAUUUCAAUUUAAUGUAGAGCACAGGGAGACAAAGACUAACGUACCAGACCAGUUCCAAGUGAGUGCUCACCUGCUUCUGGAGACAGAGGAAGUGAGACAGAACAUCAGCAAAUUGAACAAAGAGGUGAGCACCCUGAACCAGGAAGUGACCAACCUGGCCAAGGAGCUCCACGACAUAAUGCAUUUCCUACAGUCUCAAAUGUCCAUGCACCAUGCCCCUCCUGUCUCCUAUGGCAUGCAAAGGGUUCCCAGUCCUAGUGUGAGUGCUUCCAGCAACUGGCAGCCCCACAUCCCUUUAAAUAUUGCCACCGGUCUGCACCUCCAUCAUGAAGCUAUUAGCUACCCUGCCAGAAAUGUGUGGGGCUGCAGUGGUAUCCCCUCUCAGGGUAUUAGCCCAACCUUGCUGCACUCUUCCAGCCCUGUGUCAUCCUGUCUACACCUGUGCUGCUCUGACAGGAAAGGGGCCACAGCCCAUAGGUUCCAAAGCCAGUGUGGACCCUUUCAAACGUCGAGAACAACUCCAAACUCUCCGUACAUGACCCACCCACAUGCCCGGGGCGGUCCAUCCCUCCUAGGCCCCAGCCCUUCCUUCAGUAGCUUCCCGGUGGUUUGUCAGGCCCCACAAGUCCAAUACAAUGCCUCUAUGGCAACAAUGAGCUACACACACCCUCUAUGUUCCUCUGUAAAUUCUGGCUUCUCCCAUCCAUCUCUGGGUGUUCAAACCAACUCUGGCCCCACAUAUAAUCAGACACCCAUACAUUCUUCCAUGUCUUACACUGGCCCGCUGCAGUAUCACACUACCUUCAGCACUCUCACUCCGUCAGUAGUCCACCCUUCAACAUGCACAGGGCACAGCCAGUACCACCAGGGCUCUGUCAAUGGCCCAAGGCAAAAUGACCUAGUUGGAUCCAGCCCUACCCACCUCCCACAGGACCCUCCUUGUUCUCUAACGGGGCCAGCAACAGACAGAGACUGCAGAGCUUCACUGUAUCAUGAGAGGACGAACAGUAUUGAAUCUCAGGAUAUGAGCUGCAGUACUCCACCUGUAGAAGUUCAAUCAUCUCUCUUGGAUGUAGAAGACAUAUAAAGCCCAUACUGGUGGCUUUAGUAUCUUGUAUAUGUGUUAUAAUGAUGACUUAAUUGUUCAUUUAAAACUUUUGGGGCAAAGUUACCAUCAAAUAAAAUGCUCCCUGCUCCCUCCACCAAGACAUGUACUACACACUCUCUUCAGGGUUCAAAAGUAUUUAGAUAUUUAUGUUAUCAGGUACACUAGAUAAGGAUUAGCAGGAGGUAGAAUUAUUGUACAUUUUUCAUUAUAGGAUAAUAUGUUGCUCAGGUUUGAAUUGUAAGUUAUGAUCCACAGGGAUGAGGCGCCACACAGUGGAGACAGUGUGUAACAAAAGGCGGAUCUUUUAUCACACAACACAGAGGAAAUAACAUGAACAUGAUACUCUUUCUGAAACUGAUGAACUGAAGAAAGGAGCACAACUGUACAUUUAAUGAAGAGAAUCACAACAGUUUGCACUAUACAUAUGUACAGUGUGUUAUUUUGAUAAUAUGUUUUGUUUCAUUCUGUUUUGCCUUUAUAGAAACAUACAUGCGCACUUAUCAGACCAGAGCUCGAUUAUGGGCUUUGCUGUAUGUGCUUUAAAAUAUUUUUUAUUUUAAAGUUAUAUUUAUUUAUCUUAAAAACAAGUAAUGCAGUAAUGUAUUUUCUUAAACAAUACCAGUGUUGUUUCACAGCACUUCUUCAAAAUUAAAACAUACUCAGCAGGACUUUUUAUAGGGAAUGAAAUACUCCCUUUAUAGUAGCCUACAUAUCAAGGAGGGGGCAAUAUACCUAAAUAUAUAUUGGAUUUUAGUGCUCCAGUAUUCCAUUCCUGAGGGUGUGACAUUUUUAUCCUGAUGAACAAUUUAGGCAACUACAACUUUUGGUGAUAAUAGGAACAUUUUACACACACUGUAAUCCCUCCCUAGGUGUCAUUUGUUAACCUCACACUACUAGUCCUCACCAACAAGAGCAUGUGUUCUUGAUAGGGUAAAGCACUGCAUACAAGCCCUUAUGUAACCCUGAAGCAUUUUACAUGAAAUCCUGACUUCAUUGGUGUAUAACAGGUGUUAGCUGUAAUUCUGAUGAACAGUAGUGUUAGGUAUAAAAACAGACAGGCCAAUGUCGAAGAAGGGAAUGCAUCUUUUUGUACAGGAGACAAAUAACAGUUUAUAAGAUCUAACCUUCCACAACGUCUGACUAGCUCUCUUCCUCAAAUCAGCUGUUGCAUAAGCUCAUCAGACGAGAACAUCCCCUGGAUCAUAAUGUUCAAUAGAAACAUGCUGAUAAACAUGAAGUCUGAUUAAUUACAUUAUCACUAAUUAUCUACAUAAUUUAAGGCUGCAUGCAUCAUUGUGUCAACUUGCCAUUGUAAAUGUUUAUCA
Molecule: messenger RNA, 4940 nt
Organism: Eleginops maclovinus (Patagonian blennie)
Lineage: Eukaryota; Metazoa; Chordata; Actinopteri; Perciformes; Eleginopidae
Gene: kcnh4a
Product: potassium voltage-gated channel, subfamily H (eag-related), member 4a
Biological process (GO): potassium ion transmembrane transport; regulation of membrane potential
Cellular component (GO): plasma membrane
Molecular function (GO): voltage-gated potassium channel activity
Source: RefSeq, a predicted model, not a curated record